Messenger RNA from Salvia miltiorrhiza (redroot sage), 2098 nucleotides. RefSeq names its product protein transport protein sec31-like. Lineage: Eukaryota; Viridiplantae; Streptophyta; Magnoliopsida; Lamiales; Lamiaceae. Bases 452 to 2098 code for a protein of 548 amino acids. The record is from RefSeq and is a predicted model, not a curated record. The transcript is spliced from 4 exons.
UCCUGCUUGAAUCGUUGGGUUUUUACUUAUUUUUUGAGAUGGAAAUUGAUCGAAAUCAGAUAUGCAUCGUAGAUUUUAGUCCGGGGUUGCUGGAGACGCUGGUUUCUGGUACUCUUGUUAUAUGGGAUUGUUCUCAAUUGAAUCCUGAAUCUGUUGCUUAUCCCCAUUGUUUUGAGACGGAACAGAGAAUGCAACAAUUUUGAAUUUUGAUUGGCAUUUGAUGGAAUCACGGAUGGUUUCUGCUUAUUCGUCGCUCUCUAAGUUGGCAUAAUUGAUUUCGGAUAUUGUAGUUUCAUUGUUUUUAUUCUUGUAAGAAUAUGGUGCUCGAAAUUUAUGCUGCCAGAAGUAGGCACAGUAGUUAUUCUUGAGAAGCAUUAUCGAACACUGAACAUGAUGUGGAGGGUGGUGUGAACGUAAACCUGUUUGAUUACUGGUUUAGUUUGGUGCAGGGAUGCAUGGUCAAGGGAAUUACAAUAUUCAGGUGCGGCAGGAUCCUUAUGCACGCCCUCCUGCAUUUCAGCAACACCCUGCAACCACUGCUCCUCCUACGUCCCAUUAUGGCCCACUCCCUCCACAACCACAAGUUAUUCAACAGGGGCACCCAUCUUUUCAUCCAAGACCUGGUGCUGUUGCGUAUCAGCAUGUCAUGACAAGUGUUCUACACCAUGGUCGACCUGCUCCAGUUAUGUCAGGUGGAAUGAGUUCUGCUCAAUCUUAUGCACAUCAUCCAAGACCUCUGCAGAUAAGCAACCAAAUCUCUCAUUCCUAUCCAACUAUUGAGCAACAGCUUUUGCCCUGGAGUCAAAAUAUACAUCAACUUCCUCCACCACCACCACCACCACCUCUUCAAGGCCAGAGUGCCUAUCAAUUGCCUUCUUCACAGGGGCAUACUCUAGAAAGAGGGCAUCCUUCUCAUGCUCCCCCACCCCCGCCGCCACCUUACUCAUCUAGUUCUAAUGUUUCGACGUCUGAUCCAUGUGGGUCCUCUGUGAUCCCAAUGCCAGAAAAUUCCUAUCAACAAUCAAUGGCGCCAGUGCUGCCUCCCCCUCCACCUCCACCUCUUCCCCCUUCGCCCCCUAGAGUCCCACCUCUUCCACCAUCUUCACCAUCAUCGGAUAUUCUAUCAAUGAAAGAAGAAAAUCAGAGCUGGAAGGGACUACCAGAUGAGGAAAAUUUGGAGUUAGAAUGUUCGCCUCCUGGGAAGCCCAUGCAUGAUCGAAGUGUACAUGUGCAGGUUCAGAUUCAACACACUGAAAGUGGAUUCAAAGUGGGAUCACUGGAUGCUGAGGCUGCUCAUUCCCCCACUGAUUCCGACAUGGAUAUGGAAGAUGAUAUCACUUACCCUGAUGAGGAGAAAAAGAAUUGCUCAUAUGUUAAUUCAAAUGAUGAGUGUGGUUCAAGGUCUCAAGAAGAUUAUACAGCAGAGAAACUACAACCUCUGCAGGAUAAUGGAGGACAAAGACUUUCUGAAAUUUCAGUAUGUGUAAAUCUAUUGUCUGCUGAAGCCUCAGUAGCACAAGCCAAAGAAGGAGGCUCUGGAGUUGCAUCUGAUUGUAAUGUCCCCAUCACCAUGAAGGUAUUUCCUAGAGCUGACUCAGACAAGACAGGAAAUGGACAAAAUGAACUCUCCUUGGAUGCUAGCAUAAAGGAGCCAGCUUCUGAGAAUAUCUAUUUUGGCCAAUCUGGGGGACCAGUUGUUCAUCCAGAACCUGGUUCUGGGGAACUUUCUUGUCAGCUCAUGAAAGAUGCAAAUCCUUCCAAAAUCUUACAGGGUUUUUCUUCCAACAGUACUUCCGAAAAUGAGGAAGAAAAUCUUGGGGAUGUCAGCCUCCCAUCUAUGAGUGAUGUAACUACAAAAUAUGAUGCUGAGAAGGGGCAUGCUGUUGGGUCAGAAGGCAGUCGUAAGAGUCUAUCAGAGUCUAAUAAGCACCUGCUCCCUGAGUCCGUGAUUGGAUCACCAAGAAGUGCGAUGCAAGCUGAUAAAUUGGAUAUUCCAACUGUGGUUGUAGCUGAAUUUUCUGAUAGAAGCCAUAGAGGUCGAAAAAACUGUCAGCAGUGGCACUUGUACUGCACGCCAAUCAAAAGAUUCUUCAAGUAA